Trichogramma pretiosum is the source of this 938-nucleotide messenger RNA. RefSeq names its product cardioactive peptide-like. Bases 167 to 508 code for a protein of 113 amino acids. The transcript is spliced from 3 exons. Lineage: Eukaryota; Metazoa; Arthropoda; Insecta; Hymenoptera; Trichogrammatidae. The record is from RefSeq and is a predicted model, not a curated record.
UCGAAACGCCGGGGACGGAACCGAACAAAAGUACACCCACUGUUGUGCGUUUUCAUCUUUUAAUAUAGUAGUUAAAUAGUAGUUAAAUUAAAUAUAGCAGAUAUUUCAAUUGCAACUGGAUUAAUAUCAAGUCACCCGUUAAAUUCACUUUGGCCGAAUAAGCAUCAUGAAGGUACUGCAAUUGGUUUUAUCGCUACUUUUCGUCGUUUUAUUGACGGAAACGCUUCCAAUCAACGAUAGACGAUUAAUUGCCAAAAGACCAUUUUGCAACGCAUUCACCGGCUGUGGCAAAAAACGUCAAGAUCCAAGCUGGACUAACUUUGUCUCUAUGUACGGAGAAAAGGCACCAUUGAUGGUUCUGCAAAACGCCCUGCGCGUCGCAACUGCUGCCCGGAAGGCAGCCGAAGCCUCUGCAGCCGCAUCUGAAGCUGAGUUGAGGAUGCGACAGGAGUACGAGCAGCAGCAGCCUGUCUUGAUCAAUCCACUACCACAUCCUUACCUCGUGUAAAUUACUGAUAAGCAGUACGAAUACAUCAUUUUAAUGGUAGUUAUUAAAUUAUAGAAUAAAUUAUUUUAAACUUUUAUCAAAACCAUAUGAGAAUAUAUUGUGAAUUCAAUAGAAAAUUUCAAUAUUUAUUAUCAUAUUUUUCGAAUUUUUUCAAUGUUUUUAUUCCUUUAUCAUAACUCAUGUACAUGUACAAUUUGACCUAUAUUACUUACAAUAUUAAAUUAAAAUUUCAGUCAAGUUCUUGGAAAAAUAAAUAAUUGAAAUUUUUAUAAUCGAAUCCUAUCUGUAACUUUAUGUGCACAGUAAAUGUAAACCAAUGAUACUUAAGACUUCUUGAAUAUUUUGAAAACAUUGAUUAAAAUGUAUCAAACUAACAAAAAGAAUGCUAAUGUCAGCAAAUUAUUUAAUAAAUAUAAUAAUUUUAACGUUU